ACCUGAAUCUCUGGAUAUAAAUCCCACCUUUAAUUGCACAACUGUUCACUUCGUUGUUUCUUAUUUAAUUGCCAAAACAUAUGCCAUCGAGACUCGAUACAGUGACUGGACGUAUGUCCAAGCUAAUGCUAAGACGGUGGACUAUGCUCGCCGAGCGCUGUGAAAUUGACAACUGCUGUGCCCCGCUAAUGCGCAACCCGGAAACAAAUAUCUCGAAGUGCGUAUGGCACGACGCCUACGAGUUAUUCCCAGACGAGGUAGAACAUGAGGAAGAGGAAUAUGAGAGAGAAGAUGAAAAGCUCGACGCUAAGGCAUCGUUCUCUGGAGAAGAUCUCGACGAGCCCGAAUAUGAGCUUGAGCCCGACGUGACAACGGACGAAUCAUCCGAGGCCAAAGAGCGCAAUGAGCGGCGUGAGCAGAGAGACAGUGUGAGUGAUAAAAUCGGGCAGCUGAUGCUAAAGGGGUGGACAAUGCUCGGUGAAUCAUGCCCGAACAGCCAUUGUCUCGGCGUGCCGCUGGUCAGGGACCACGAUGGAGUGCAGAUGUGCGUUAGCUGCGGCCAAAGGUCCAUGGACGAAGACGCAUAUGUGAAGAAGUACGGGGCGUUACCCACAGAUAUUGAAAUGGCUGAUCCUAUCAGCCAAGUCGCCGCCAAGCACUCUCGCGAACCUUCUCCUGAGCCUGUUACUGAAACUAUCAGCACGCCUGUAGCCAGUUGUUCUUUUGAAGCCCCUAUUUUGGCAGUUUGUCCGCCAAAGCCUGUCUACAGCUCGUCUGCUGGAGCGCCCGAGAUAGCCAUUGGGGCGCUGAACACAAAGCUUGUCGAGCUCUCUGCCAUGCUGGCAGCGGCCACCAGACACAAGGACAUCAGCCACAUUAGCAGUGCCAUUUCGGUGUGCGCCAAGGCUCUCCGUGAGUGCCAGAAACUGAGGUGAAUAAAAAUCAGCCAGCGCACUGAUAAAUUAAGUUUUUUUCUUCAUAAUAUUUGAAAAAGAAAUUUUGAACUGCGCAAAAAAAAACCAAACAAAA
Molecule: messenger RNA, 1029 nt
Organism: Kickxella alabastrina
Lineage: Eukaryota; Fungi; Kickxellomycota; Kickxellomycetes; Kickxellales; Kickxellaceae
Exons: 1
Coding region: 81-935 (284 amino acids)
Source: RefSeq, a predicted model, not a curated record